UUAUUCAUUAAUUUUUAUUUAUUAUUGAUUAUUCUUUCUCCUCUUCUCCUCCAUGUUCCAUAGAGCGUCCUUCUUCUGCUCCGCCUAUCCAAGAAUCCAACUUAACUGGCGAUUCAAGUCCGACAGUGGAGAGUGAUACUCAAUUCCCAAAACCGUUUGACAAUGGAAAUCUAAAUAUGACCCAUUACAAGGAGAACGAGAAGGAGGAGGAGGACAAGAAGAAGAAUAAGAGGAAAAAUAAGAAUGCCUGUGAAGACGUUACUAUGAUGUCUUCAUCAUCUUCUCCUUGUGCGCGUCUUCCAUCUAUGCAGAGAAGUAUUCGCCUGGCUUAUAAACGCAGGAACCCUAAGAUAGUGAUUGCUCAUGUCCGGCGUGGUGGCCGAUUCUGGCAUAGCGGUUUGGAGGCCAUUGCUCUUCCGCUUGGAAUGUCGUUUGCUGCUAUUGUUGCCCAGGUUCUGGAGAGAAAAAAUUUAGCAGGUGACAAGAUAUCUGUUGAUCAUCUUUCAAAGAUUUGUGCUUCAGCUGUCAGAGAAGCUUUAGCUAAUGUCUUUGGUGAUAAAUUUUAUUUUUUCGCAAGGAACUUUGAGAGAUCAUUUGGGAGUACAUUGAGGACCCUUAGAUUAAUUAAUGAAGCAGCCAGUAACAAGGAAGCAUAUAACUUGGGCCACCUGAAUGUAGAUAAUUGGGCGUCAGACUUGAAUCUUAAAAAUAGGGUUGGUUUUACAAGUGACUCUGGCAUCAGGGAAUGUCUCUCAGCAACUGAGUUGCCUUCUGUCUCUGUUCAUAAUCAAGUGCAUGUUGCUGAAGAAGUAGAAGAGAGUGUUCCUUUCUUGAACCAGGAACUUGCUUCAAAUGCACAAUUAAUCCAACUGGCUUGUGUUCCAAGCUCAUUAGGUUCUGUGAUCAAUCAUUGCAGCACUAUUGAGAAAUUUUUCAUGGAGAAAGCCCGUUCUAAUGACCUGAAGACAGUGGAGAUUGGUCUUACAAUGAAAAAAUUGAAGUUGAAAGAGGCACAGCUGGCUCUUAGCUUUGAUUCAAAUCAUCUUGAGAGAUCAAAAUUAGCAAUGGGCAGGUCAAAGGCAUCCUUUAAAGCUGAAAAAUUCAAGAACCAAGUGGAAGAUACAAAGCAUGCUGAACUGCUUAAGAACUGCAUAGACUGUCUUGUUGCUGGUUUGUUCAUCAUGUCUGCCUCCCUUUUAUAUGGUGCAUAUGUUUUUUCAUACCAAAGGAUCACUGAUGCUACUGCAUCCUGUAAUCCUUCAGUUGAGAUGAAUUUUCUUGGCUAUAUUUUUCCAGUUUUGUUCAAGUCAUUUAGGAUGCCUACAAACAUGUGUCGUUAAUCUGAUUCAGGAGUCCAAAUCAUGGUGGUUCCCAAGGCCAUUUUCGUCUUUCAACUCAGGGCUGCAUACACUCCAGUGUCAUGUUCAGGUUUUAAGCCGAAUGCUGUUUGGCAUGUUAAUAAUUCUGGCAGUUGCUUAUUUACUUCUUCAACGAACAGCAACCUCGCAUCAGACAAUGCCAGUAACAUUCAUCCUGUUGCUUUUAGGAGUUGUAUGUGGUUUUGCCGGCAAAUUUUGUGUGGACACAUUGGGAGGAAGUGGAUUGCAUUGGCUACUAUAUUGGGAGACUAUGUGCUUGCUGCAUUUCUUCUCAAAUGUCUUCAUAUCGACAUUGUUCUGUGUACUUCAUGGGUCUGUCACCGUCUCCCAAGGGGAAAAACCCAAUGCAACAUGUCCAUACUGGUUCCGACAAAUUCUUUUCUAUGCUGUUGUGCUCUUGUUUCUGCCAUUAUGCUGUGGUCUUUUGCCUUUUGCCAGUCCUGGUGAAUGGAAAGAUCAUUUCUUGAUACUUGCCACCGACUUUCUAUUUACUGCAGAUGAUUGAAUCAAGAGUUUGCAAACCCAAAAGCUGUCUUACCGCAUCUGGUUUCUUCUGACUUUGGUAUGUGAUUUAUCUGUAUUGUAUUCUGAGCUGUCUAGUGUUGCCCUCGAUAGUUAUAUAGCAGCUGGUUUUGUUAAAUCAGCUGCUAUGUUGUAUCAUGAUGGUAGCAUUUAAUUUCUUGCGCAAAGCUAGGUAUUUGUUUUUAAUAGGAUAUGCCCUUGUAAUAUGCCUCCAGCCUGUGUGGCCUUGUGGGGCACUCUCCCACCAAAAUGCUAACUUUUAGAAGCAGAACAUGCUAAAUAAUAUUGUGAAUUUUUACUUUGAAAUGAAUGAGGGAAAAUUUAAUUGCUGCUUUAGAA
Molecule: messenger RNA, 2240 nt
Organism: Hevea brasiliensis (rubber tree)
Lineage: Eukaryota; Viridiplantae; Streptophyta; Magnoliopsida; Malpighiales; Euphorbiaceae
Product: protein CPR-5
Exons: 5
Coding region: 177-1340 (387 amino acids)
Biological process (GO): leaf senescence; defense response; trichome morphogenesis
Source: RefSeq, a predicted model, not a curated record